Messenger RNA from Phaeoacremonium minimum UCRPA7, 1410 nucleotides. Its product is annotated as putative phd-finger domain-containing protein. The record is from RefSeq and is a predicted model, not a curated record. Gene Ontology annotation, cellular component: Rpd3L-Expanded complex; nucleus; Rpd3L complex. The coding region runs from base 1 to 1410 and encodes 469 amino acids. Lineage: Eukaryota; Fungi; Ascomycota; Sordariomycetes; Togniniales; Togniniaceae. The transcript has a single exon. Gene Ontology annotation, biological process: regulation of DNA-templated transcription.
AUGCCUAGAGACGAUCUAUCCAUCGACUUCGUGAAGAGGAUGCCGCCGCAGGUCGAGGCACUCGAUCCGGCCCUGAUCCUGGAUGAUUGGAUCAACAGGGUCCAGAACCUGCCCGAGGAGAUUCGCUUCAUCCAGGAUGAGAUUGCCGACAAGGACCGUCAGUACAACGACUGCAUAAAGCUCAUCGAGGAGCGCGAUGCCCGCAUACAGAAAUGGAUCAAAGCCAACGGGAGUCACGAGGGAAAUCCUCGGGAGGAGGGUUAUCGUCAGACUAUCCGCGAGAACUUUGUCAAGGCAGAUCAGCUUGCGGCCGACAAGAUUACUCUCACCCAGAGGUUGCAGGUCAUCAUGGACAAGCAUCUCCGGAUAUUAGAUGCCCAAAUCAAGAUCCUGUACGACCGUAACGAGCCGGGCUUCACUGACCCAGAUGAGGUUCCCUCACUUUUGCGACCAAGUGCCGCCAACCACUCUGCUCCGUCUAUUCGAUCGAUCAACCCUGCCGCGAAUCCCGUCACCGCUGCUCUAAGUCCCAUCGUUAAUUCCGCUUCACCAACCGCGGUUCGCCCCUCGAAUCCCCAAGUUCGCAAUGCCCAGGCGCAACAACACCCUUCCGCCUCGGCACCAGCCACGCCGGCAGCCAGUAUGAUAUUAAAUAGACAAGCUCGUGAGAGCUCGGCCGGACCGGGCAGCGGAGUCCCUAAGAAGGGCCCUCGCGUCAACAGUGGACUCGGCAAUGCCCCCGCGACCUCAAGUGGCCUGGCGCGUCACUCGUCUCUGGGGCCGGGCACACCGAAACACGUUACCGCGACAGGAGUACCAAGAGCUGGAAGUGCAGGACCGCGCGCCACGACUAAGGGGGCAGUCACCGCGCCUGGACGUAAAGCCGGCACUCCGUCAUCUAUGAUACGAAAGAAGGGGACACCGGCAGCCACCACUGCGAAUAAGUCUGGACUGUCGCGUGUGAAGCGGGCGGCGAAGAACUCGCCGUCCUCAAACGCCGACAGCGAGCUGUCCGAUGCCGAGAGCGGCAGCGGCGACGAAUCAGAUGCCCGGACAGGCGGCCGAGGGACUCCCGCGGCGCGAGGCAGCUCGCAGAACGAGAAGGAGGCCAAUGGCGGUAACGGCGGCGGCGGCGGCGGCGGCGCGGAGCACCACACCCACAAGCGCGCGCAGACGAAGCGCGAGCACAUGGACGACGAUGAGGACGGCAUGGACCUGGACGAUGACGAUGCGGGUGACGAUAAGAAGUACUGCCUCUGCCAGAACGUCAGCUUCGGGGACAUGGUCGCGUGCGACAACGACGACUGCCCGUACGAGUGGUUCCACUGGUCGUGCGUGGGGCUCAAGAGCGAGCCGAACGGGACGUGGUUCUGUCCCGUGUGUACGGAGAAUGCGAAGAAGAAGAAGUGA